Messenger RNA from Rhipicephalus microplus (southern cattle tick), 4403 nucleotides. RefSeq lists its product as uncharacterized. Lineage: Eukaryota; Metazoa; Arthropoda; Arachnida; Ixodida; Ixodidae. The record is from RefSeq and is a predicted model, not a curated record.
UAGGACCACUUGUUUUAUCCUUUAUUAUUAUUGCUCCUUUAGUUUUUCAGGGUGCGGCGACUCCCUUCUGUUUCUGCGCACCCGUAUGGUCGGCGUUGCCCGUAUCCGCGUAUCAGCGAGUGCUGCAAGUUUCCCCUUUUCGAUCACCUCGCACGCGCGAACCAAGGAAGGAACAGGCUCGACAACAGCGACCAAACUGAUUCAAAGCGCCGGUUGCGGAACAACGGGUUUCGACUUCGUGCGCCUCACCUGCUUGCAGUUUUUGCCCGCUCUGAAGUGUUUGUGUACUCGGGUGUGCGUGCUUCCUCUCGGACAACACUGCUCUGCGAGGAAGCCAACCAACCGCUGGGAAGUGAGCAACCGUCAUUUUAGAUAUUUCUGUCUGCCUCGCCUAGAAACGAAUGAUGGCGUGGUAACCGCACCGAUCCUCGGCAGCUAUGUUUCAGUAGAGUGCUCUGCGCACGGUGUAGUAAGGAGACUACCAAUGGCGAUCGUUGCCCUGAUUCCACAACGUGAUGUCACUAGCUCACUGAAAUAAAAGGCGUCGGCGAAAAAGAAAUAACAAACACUGUUCUUGCUGUCAGAAAAAAGCCUGCGAAGCCUCUUGCCGCGCCGACGAUCGAAAGGCGUGUGCUUCCUUUCUGUCUCGCAUCUAUCCUAAAAUUUUGAACGCUCCACUUUCGCACUUGACUUUGUGGUCACCUGUGCUUCGUCCGCUGGUUCUUUUUUACGUCUUUAUUUGGACACUUGCCCAAUAGCUGGAACACAACUUGAAGAACUCGUUCGUCUGCGCCCUGAACAACGGCGGUGGACAGCACGCUACUGCGCGACCGAGAUUCAGCCAGCCAGCUUAUAUCUUUCGCCGGGUGGCGGCGUUGAAGCAGCGGCGGCGACCGAUCUCGCGUCUGCGCGGUCAACUGUGGCGUCUCGCAGCAGCGCUAUGACCGCGGCCCAGAGUGGGAAACAACGGCUGUGCCUGGAAUGCUGACUCCGUCGACGUGGCUGCUGCUCCUGUUCCUAGUGUCCUUGCUCGCGGAGUACGCCAGGGCAGCGUUCAGCCACCAAACCUACAACAAAGAGCCAGAGAGGCGGCUCGGGGAGACAUGUAUCACGAGGACAGCGUGCGAGCUCGGCGACGCCCAUUCGGACUGCAUCCACUGGCAGUGUCAGUGCAAGAAAGGUUUCCGCAUAGAGUUUCUCCACGGUAUACCUGUCUGCGUCACCGGUUUCUUCCCGAGCCAGUGCUACUCGCACAACCAGUGCAUCGAAAUGGACGAGCAUGCGCUGUGCGUGAGCAACGUGUGUGAUUGCGAAAACGGCUACCAGAGGGAGCUCAUCUACUGGAAGUACGUUUGCAGGCCAGAAAAGUCGGACAAGAGUCUUAUCAUUUUCAUCCUGAGCUUCACUCUGCUCCUACUAAUCAUUGUAUUGCUAUAUAUCGGGAAACAUUACGUGCAGUCAGAAUGUGCUGGACCACCGAACCCACCUUGUCCAGCGUCGUCAACUAUCACCGGCUUCACGGGUUCCAUCCAGGACGCAGACAGUCCAGAGUGGGAUUUGGUGGUGAUACCCAGGGCCGUGAGACCACCGUCCCCCGUGUUACCCUCCAAAGAGGACCUGCCGCCCAGCUACGAGGAGGUGAUGCGGUACCUGUCCCAGCAGUCAUCGAAAAGAUGACGUUCACAUCACGAGGCAUGGAGGCGUGCCUAUCGCUGACAAACGGCUUGGGUCCUUGCCGCAAAACCGCAGCACUGCGCUCGCCGUAUCCUGCAUCCUCCGGUUGGGGCCGCUACGCCUAGUUUUCAUCAGUUGGUUCGAAUUCCUGAAGAUGGCAGAACGAUGGGCAAGGAACUGACGGACCCGUCUCCACCGCCACCACCCCCAACGCCAAUGCCACCAGUCUCAUCCACCGCCAGUCGCCGCCACCAGAGCCUGCAGAACUCAUACCGGCAUUUUCGCGCAUCUAUCGCUCUACAGCCAGUUUUUCCACAGCCUCCGCAGGGGAAUGCUUCCAUCGCGUGUUGGUCCACCGAGAACCGCCGGCAUCUACUCCUGUGUUACCUAAACCAACAACGUCACCGGUGACAGCCACUACAAUGGCGAGCUCUGUUUGCAUCGCGCAACGGCUCAUGCACGAAGAGACGGUAGAGGUCGAACCCACGACGUUCAUCAUCGCGGACACACGUGACGUCGUCAGGAACAACAACCAUGGGUGCUUGAGAUUCGAUUUUAGGUUUUAAGUGUGCGGACGCCACUUCCGCAGCAAGAAAAAUGAACCAGCUGAAUUCAUAGUUUCAAGGGUUUGGUGUUCAAACUUCGUAUACGGUCUUUCGAGUGCGUGGCAACGUGAUGUCAAGAGAAGCUGUUUCACUCGGUACACGAUGUGCAGUGUCCCUAGCGAAUGAGUCGGGGAAUGAACAUGAAGACUUAAUGCACUUGUCAUGAACGUGAACCAUUGCGCGGCCAUCAACGUCCCUCCGACAGAUAUUGCUGUUUUUUUUUCUUUUUUGAACGAUUACGAUCAAGACUGUGGUGAACUAAACUUGUGAGAAUGAUUUCUAUAAUUGCGCAGGUCAUGCUUACAAGUGUGACAAAGUUGAAACAAACGACCUGCGCAUUUGGUCGUGCCUGGCCCGCUCGCUUUCCCCCCGCUUCUUUAGCUGCUCCUUUUUCGUGCUAUUGUGGAGCACUACCCCGAUUUCUUUUGUCUUCCGCACGGGGAUCAUUGUAGUGUUCAGGAUUUUGUAUAUGCCAAGUAUCCACUGAUGUACACAAUUAUCUCAGCAUACCUAUAUAUCUAUAUCACUUCUAAAAAACAACACUAAUGACUCAGCGGUUGUAUAGAACUUGCUGUCCUCGUUAGCAGGCGAAGUCAACAUGACACUUCUCAAGUGUAGUGCGCAAUUGUUUACAAGUGUUGAUCCCAGUGGACCACUAGUUGGUCAACUGUCGCCUCGAUGAGGCCAACAUAUAACUUCACUUAGAGUGCAAUGUGUGAGAUCACGCUGGGAUUCCCGCUGGUGGUAAGCUUUCAAGAAAUGUCGUUGAGCCUUCCAUAGUGUCUUUCGUAGCACACUUGCACACGCAUAGUCUCUUAAGAGAACGCUUACAGACGUUUGUUGAAGUCAAUUUAAAAUACAAGACGCAUCAAAAUACCACCUUGCGGUGCGCAUCCGUUCUUCAACUGGGUGGUGUGCCCAAAUAUUUUGAUGCCAUUGGGUUGUCACGAUGUGGUCAGGGCCACUAAUCCUUCUGCAGCUGUUCGCAUCACCUACCGUGCUUUCGAUGUCUCCUUUAAGGCAAGUAGGGAAAGUUACGUGAUGAUGAACCGUAUAAAUCAUUGCGGUGGGAUAAAUGACCAUCUAAAUAAUCCAGGCCUAAAUUUUGUCAAGGCGGAUAUGCCUCGUGCGGUUGUAGAUGACGCGAUGUGGUUUUCAAUUGAGGAAUCCCGUGUUGAACAUGUGAGGGAAACGCAGAUGUUGGAUUCGCAUAGUCCUGCUUUUUCGUUAGUUUUCCUCUUUUUUUUUUGUCCUGCUGCUUUACUGAGUAGUGCUCAGGAGUUAUUUUCCAGUUUCUAUUUGUUCGUUUGAACAUGCACAUAGCAAGAAGCACUCAUGAGAACUUCAGCUGUUCGGGCAUGGCAGUCGUCAUUCAUAUGUAAAAGCUUUCUACCAGCACAUGCAUGAAAUGCACUUAGUUCGGGUCUUUUGCCACGUCAUGUAGAUAAUGUGUACAGGUGGAUAAAUAAGUAGUCACUAGCGGGGUCACACACUGGUGUAGAGAAACUGGCGAAAUUGAAAGAAUUGAUGAAAUGCUAGGGCAUUUUUUCCAAAUGCAGAUAACAUAGCACUGUCGCAAAAUUAGAAAGAAAAUAUAUAAACUAUGUUUUACUACUGGUUAAAGCGUUGGUUUAGGUCAAAAUUGUGCCAUAGAGCCUGCAGUCUAGCAUAAUGCGCCAACAUUUACUAUAUAGCAUCUGUGCUGCGAUGUUCAAGUGACUGUGGGUAGUACUGAAAAUAUCUAACAAUAAGCCAUACCAUCUUGUUUUAUUACUCUCAAAGUCACGAAGUCUAGGUCUUUCUCGCAGCGUUUAACGUCGCCUUGGCAACAGCGUUUUUCGCCAAAUUUCGUCUUGUCCCGUUAACGCAUAUCAAAGAUAUGCUCUUAAAUAGAGUUGUGCUCAAGUGUCAACAACAGUAACUGAUGUGGGCCUCACAUUCAUGCGUCUCGAGUGCGGUGUAUCUGUUGUUACUACGCCAUACGAAUAUUUCCGUCUUCGCAUACGAGAAGAUCGGACACCUGGUGCCGUCAACGAUGUGGUUACGGACGUUUGUAAGAGGAACGUGAGAAUUUAAUCUGAAAGAAAAUAAAUAUGCGCAUGUGCAUGCGUGCCACUCUUCCGC